Molecule: messenger RNA, 677 nt
Organism: Danio rerio (zebrafish)
Lineage: Eukaryota; Metazoa; Chordata; Actinopteri; Cypriniformes; Danionidae
Source: RefSeq, a predicted model, not a curated record
UCAGCCUACACAUUCCUCUCCAUUUCUGUCUUGGUCUUUCAGUCUAGACAUCUUGAAUGACAUGCAUCAUGAACAUUUUAUGUCUUUGGAUAUUUGUUGGUGCUCUGGUGUCUUCUAAUGCUCUGGGCCGCUGGAGUGAAAGAUGUACAGAUGUCAGCAUCAAUGCCUCUCUGAAAUCUCAAGUCUUUGUUCCGUGUCACUUUAAUACAAGCUUGAACAAUGAAACAGUGAUAUGGAGUCACAAUGACGACACUCUUGUAAAGAUCAUAGCUGAUGGCAGAAUCUACUUUGAUAAUCCUAGAGAAGGACAAGUGACUGCUUUUCCACUUUUAGUUGAGGAAGGAAACUUCUCCAUCCUCAUCCAUGAUCUGGAUUCUUCAGAGGUUGGUGUGUACUUUUGUGUGUGGAACAGUGAAUGCUGGAGAGUGAGGAUCACAGAAAUACAGAAUCAUUCAUCGCAGGAAAUGUAUUAUUUAAGUCCCUGGUUCUACUUUGCUGCUGGAGCUGGGUUGUUUAUCAUGCUUUUCAUUGUAUUCAGCAUGAUUUCAAAACUAUUUGGAAAGGAUAAAUCAUCCGAGUCUAACUCUGUUAAUGUAAUACAUAGUGAAGGUGAGCAUUAUGUAAUAUACCCGAUCUUCAACAGUGUGCUUCUGUAUGGGGUUUCUUCAUUUUCAUGA